Molecule: messenger RNA, 1317 nt
Organism: Saccharomyces kudriavzevii IFO 1802
Lineage: Eukaryota; Fungi; Ascomycota; Saccharomycetes; Saccharomycetales; Saccharomycetaceae
Gene: ARP6
Product: Arp6p
Exons: 1
Coding region: 1-1317 (438 amino acids)
Cellular component (GO): Swr1 complex
Molecular function (GO): nucleosome binding
Source: RefSeq, a predicted model, not a curated record
AUGGAAAGAUCACCUAUUGUGAUUGAUAAUGGCUCCUACGAAAUCAAGUUUGCUCCUUCCACCAAUGAAAUGCCCUUUCGGGCUUUGAAUGCAUUGGCCAAAGAUAAAUUUGGUACGUCGUACUUAUCCAACCACAUCAAAAACAUCAAAGAUAUCUCGUCCAUCACUUUCCGGAGACCACACGAACUCGGACAGUUGACUCUAUGGGAAUUAGAGAGUUGCAUAUGGGAUUAUUGCUUUUUUAAUCCUUCAGAAUUCCGUGGAUUUGAUCUAAAGGAGGGGAAGGGCCAUCAUCUGGUCGCUAGUGAGAGCUGCAUGACCUUGCCGGAACUGAGCAAACAUGCUGACCAAGUGAUAUUUGAGGAAUACGAAUUCGAUAGUCUUUUCAAGUCUCCUGUAGCAGUAUUUGUGCCAUUUACCAAGUCAUAUAAGGGUAAAUUGAAAACGAUCUCGGGUAAGGAUGAAGAAGCAGAUGUUGUCACCAGUAACUCGGGUAUCACUACGUUUACGUCCAGAGAAUGCGGGAGUGCACAAAACUCGGAUAGCGACUAUCAUGAUUUCCAACUGGUUAUCGAUUCUGGGUUCAACUGCACCUGGAUCAUUCCUGUUCUCAAAGGAAUACCGUACUAUAAAGCUGUAAAAAAAUUGGACAUUGGUGGGCGUUUCCUAACGGGGUUGUUGAAGGAAACAUUAUCAUUCCGACACUACAACAUGAUGGAUGAAACGAUACUCGUCAAUAAUGUCAAAGAAAAAUGUUUGUUUGUAAGCCCGGUGUCUUAUUUUGACAGUUUCAAAGCAAAGGAUAAGCACGCAUUGGAAUACGUACUGCCUGAUUUCCAAACAAGUUUUAUUGGCUACGUAAGGAACCCUAGAGAAGAAAACAGCCCUUUGCCGGAAGAUGCACAGACCAUAGCAUUGACCGAUGAACUUUUCACAAUACCAGAAACGUUUUUCCAUCCAGAAAUUUCCCAGAUAACGAAACCGGGCAUUGUGGAGGCAAUCUUGGAGAGCCUCUCCAUGUUACCGGAAAUCGUACGACCUCUCAUGGUGGGAAACAUCGUAUGCACGGGAGGAAAUUUCAAUCUUCCCAAUUUUGCCCAAAGGCUGGCGGCAGAGUUGCAAAGGCAAUUGCCCACAGAUUGGACUUGUCAUGUGUCAGUGCCAAUAGGCGAUUGUGCUCUUUUCGGAUGGGAAGUGAUGUCGCAGUUCGCAAAGACCGAAUCCUACCGGAGAGCCAGGGUCACAAGGGAUGAAUACUACGAGCAUGGUCCUGACUGGUGCACCAAGCAAAGGUUUGGUUACCAGAAUUGGAUUUAA